AAAAACAAAUUAAAAAAAUUAAUUGUAAUUAAAUUAAAAUGAACUAUAGUAACUUUUUGAAGAGUUCGCAAUUCGUCUAUCAUGCAAUUUCAUAGGUUCAUGUGGUGCAUGUAGUAUGAGUAAUCAAAACUUCAUAUCUAUUCAUAGCUGUAGAUGGGCAAGCACCAUGUCGUAUGAGUGAUUUGCUUACAAAUUGGAAAUUAUUAAGUCUAAGUGGCCUAUUUCUUAUAAUAGCAGAUUCGUUCAGGAACCAAACGUGUUGAAGAAAAAAAAGAAUAAAAAAGUGAAAUAAUAAAACCAAAGUAAAGUUUAUAGCAAUUUUAACGUUUCGUGCUAAAUAACAGUGUUUAACAAAAAAAAAAAAAAAAAAAUUACAAAUAUUUUUACUAAAUCAGCACAAAUCGAACCGCUAAAUAGAAAGUUUUUGCAACUCCUCACCAAUUGAAAGCACACCGUACUGCAACUGCUUUCCCACACAAAAUGGCUUGGGGUUAUUGGAGUGCCACCACAGUCGAUCGUGGUCGUUCACCACGACGUAAUACACAAUGUACACCGCUCCCGGUGAAUUUGAUGCAACAGGAUGAGGACAACAGUACUCAAACUGCUUCAGCAGCCGCAGCAGCAGUCAAUAAUAGCAAAACCGGUAACGGUGGUGGUGGCGGUGGCGGGGGCAAUUCAAAUACCUGCCCCAAUACACCAUCCGGUACACAAGCAAACCUCUGCUACAGCCCCACAUGUCGUAGUCGUUGUAGUAGCCCCUGUCCGGGCAGUCCGUGUCCGGGCAGUCCAUGCGGUUCGAUUACACCACCACCGCCGCCACAAUUAACAUCAUCACAACAACAUUUGCAUCAACAUUCGAAUAAGAAUUGUCCGGCUGCACAGCAAAUACUCAAUCUAGAUGAUUAUCCGUCGCGUCGGCAAUCGUUGGAUCGCCUGGACAGUCCGCAGUCAAAAUACUUUGAUCUGCAGGCCAAUCAACUGUCGGAUAUACUUUGCCGCGGCGCUGUCGUCUCAUCCAUACAAUCGGCAAAUAAUACGUUGACACGCGGCGUCUCGCUACACAGUCGUAGCGGCAGCGCACACGGCAGCAUUCAUGGUGGCAGUCAUCACGGCAGUUAUGGCGGUGGCGUCGGCGGCACUGGCAGUGCGCAUGGCUCUAUGGGUUGUUUACAGGGCAGCAUGGGUCAUUUGAUGGGUGCUGGUGUCGGCGUUGGCGGUGGCGCUAGCACCAGCGGCAGUGUUGGUAUGCUCUCGGGCGCCAUUGAUACCGGCGAUUAUGACGUACCACAUCCGCAUCCCUACACGCAUCAUUAUAUGCAGACAUCAACAUCGAUAACACCGCCACAUUCCACAAUGAGUUUAAUCGGCUCACGACCCGGUUCGGCUGGCGCCGUAUGUCCGGGUCAUGAUUCGGGCUCAGACUCUAGUCAAGGCUGUGGUUCGACAAUGGGUGGCGGUAUUGGCGUUGGUGCUAUGAGUAUAGGCAGUGGUCAUGGUGCCCAUAUGAUGGGUGGCGGAAGCGGCGGCGGCGUCAUUGCCAUGGGUAUGGGCAUGUUAGGCAGUGGCGGCGGUCAUCAUAGCGGUGGCAGCGGCUCGUUGGGACGCUGUUCUAGUCGUUGUCAUAAUACAAUGAAUACAACAACAAACACCACCACCACCACCACAGACGAUUCGGGCGGUGGCAGCGGUGGUAGUGGUGGCAGCGUUUUUAUCGGCGGCUGUCGCAUGGGCACCGUCGCCAGUGGCGUUAGUAUGGGUGUGGGAAUAAGUGGUGUCGGCGUCGGCGGCGGUGUCGGUAUGGGUAUGGGCAUGGUUGGCGUGGUGGGUGGCAUGAUAGAGAAUCCACAUCGUAGCAGCUUGCAUGGCAGCGAGGGUAGCGGUUUGAAUGUUUGCGGUAUGGGCGGUAGCGGUGGCAGUGGUGGUAGUGUUGGUGGACGUAGCAGUACACUCGGCACUAUACAUAAUGGCCAUCAUCAUCAUCAGUAUCAUCAUGAAUGUAUACAUUAUGAGCGUCUACCUAUACCUGUUCCUAUACCGACUGUGCCAACACAACAACAUCAACAGCAACAUCAACAACAGCAGCAACAACAACAACAUUUGCAUUCCGAAGAUGAAAUCGAACCAGCCUAUGCAACAGUAUUUCCAAAUGUACCUCCUGCACCUGGCAUGUCCUGUGAGGGCGAAGAUCGCAGCAUCUACAGACGUGGCGCACGCAGAUGGCGCAAACUAUACCGAGUCAAUGGACACAUUUUCCAAGCUAAACGUUUCAAUCGGCGCGCCUUUUGUGCCUACUGUCAGGAUCGUAUUUGGGGUUUGGGUCGGCAAGGUUUCAAGUGCAUCCAAUGCAAGCUGCUGGUGCACAAAAAAUGCCAUAAACUCGUACAGAAGCACUGCACCAACGAACAUGUGGAACCGUUAGUACAGGAGCGUGACGACAAUUUCGCCGAAGCGCUGCCACAAGUAUUGCCACCAUUGCCCGAAUAUGCAGCGCAAGCGGGUGCCGGUGGACAUAUUGGUGGUGGCAUGGUGGAUGGUAGUGAUCCGUUGGCAGCGCUUGAAUUACAAGCGCAUGAUGCACAAUUGCAUCAACAACAGCAGCAACAUCAGAAUAUCGAAGAACAACUAGAGCCGGGCACACAACGGCAAUAUUCGAUUAAUGAUUUCGAAUUAAUACGUGUUAUUGGACGCGGCAGUUAUGCCAAGGUGCUAAUGGUUGAGCUGAAGAAUACCGGACGCAUAUAUGCUAUGAAAGUGAUUAAGAAAGCGCUCGUCACCGACGAUGAAGAUAUCGAUUGGGUGCAAACGGAGAAGCAUGUCUUCGAGACAGCAUCCAAUCAUCCCUUCUUGGUGGGUCUACACUCGUGCUUCCAGACACCGUCACGUCUCUUCUUCGUUAUCGAAUUUGUGCGUGGCGGUGAUCUUAUGUUCCACAUGCAACGACAACGUCGUCUACCCGAAGAGCAUGCGCGUUUCUAUGCGGCAGAGAUCAGUUUGGCAUUGAAUUUCUUGCAUGAAAAAGGUAUUAUAUAUCGUGACUUGAAGUUGGACAAUGUGCUGUUGGAUCAUGAGGGUCACAUCAAGUUAACCGAUUAUGGUAUGUGCAAGGAGGGUAUACGUCCUGGUGACACAACCUCCACAUUCUGUGGCACACCCAAUUAUAUAGCGCCAGAGAUAUUGCGUGGCGAAGACUAUGGUUUCUCAGUGGAUUGGUGGGCGUUGGGUGUGUUAUUGUACGAGAUGUUGGCCGGUCGCAGUCCAUUCGAUAUAGCAGGCGCAUCCGAGAAUCCCGAUCAAAACACUGAAGAUUAUCUCUUCCAAGUAAUUUUGGAGAAGACCAUACGUAUACCGCGUUCGUUAAGCGUCAAGGCAGCGUCUGUAUUGAAAGGUUUCCUUAAUAAAAAUCCAGCUGAUCGUUUGGGUUGCCAUCGUGAAUCUGCUUUUAUGGAUAUUGUGAACCAUCCGUUCUUCAAGAGUAUUGACUGGGAAAUGAUUGCGCAAAAGGAAGUACAACCACCAUAUAAGCCAACAUUUGAUACUAGCGAUCCAUAUAUGACAACCAAUUUUGAUGCACAAUUUACUAGAGAACCAGCUGAGUUAACGCCAGACGAUCCUCGCGUCAUCGACAAGAUAGAUCAAUCGGAAUUCGAAGGUUUCGAAUAUGUGAAUCCGCUGCUGAUGUCCUUGGAGGACUGCGUCUGACACCACGAGUCAUGUGAUUUGCAUCCCUAUAAUAUGCGUUUAUAUGGCGAGGACUCCAGUGAUUAUGACUCUGUAGCUGAUGAUUUAAGUAUUUUACAAUUGCAUGCAGCGCCAUCGACAACUGCUAAUAAUAAUUUUACGAAUAUUCGUAUGC
Molecule: messenger RNA, 3853 nt
Organism: Ceratitis capitata (Mediterranean fruit fly)
Lineage: Eukaryota; Metazoa; Arthropoda; Insecta; Diptera; Tephritidae
Gene: aPKC
Product: atypical protein kinase C
Exons: 9
Coding region: 481-3699 (1072 amino acids)
Biological process (GO): protein phosphorylation; establishment or maintenance of cell polarity
Molecular function (GO): ATP binding; protein serine/threonine kinase activity; protein binding
Source: RefSeq, a predicted model, not a curated record